Miscanthus lutarioriparius is the source of this 738-nucleotide messenger RNA. NCBI's taxonomy places the organism in Eukaryota, Viridiplantae, Streptophyta, Magnoliopsida, Poales, Poaceae. The record is from the annotation of a GenBank genome assembly.
AUGGCCUACACCACCUCGCCGUCGACGUCGACGGCAGCGGCGGUGGCCUGGGCCUUUGCUGCCGCCACCUGCGUGAAGCUCCUCCUUGUACCCACCUACCGCUCCACCGACUUCGACGUUCACCGCUACUGGCUCGCCCUCACGCACGCGCUCCCCGCGCGGCAGUGGUACACCGACGCCUCCUCCCAGUGGACGCUCGACUACCCGCCCUUCUUCGCCUACUUCUCCCGCCUCCUCUCCCUCCCUGCGCCGCUCGUCGACGCCACCCUCGUCUCUGUCCCCGUGCCCGACGCGCCGCCCUUCGCGCAUCUCCUCUACCUCCGCCUCACUGUCGCUUUCUCCGACCUCCUCCUCCUCGGGUCCGUCCUCUUACUGGCGAGGGACGCGCGGCGGAAUCAGCGGCCGUUCCUCCACUUUCAGUACAAUGGAUUCCUCAUGGGGCUGCUGCUGCUCUCGUUGCAUUUCCUCGAGCAGGAGUGGGAUCUUGCCGGGGGAGUCGUGUUCGCAAGUUUGCUCUGCUCGAAGCACCUGUUCCUCGUGGCGGCGCCGGUCUACUUUAUGUAUUUGUUCCGGCAUUAUUGCUGUGGCCGGGGUGUCGUGAAGGGGCUUGGGAAGGCUCGUACUGAUGGGCUCUGGAGUGGCUGUUGUUUUUGCUGCAGCAUUUGCGCCCUUCGUGUACUAUGGCCAGCCUCUGAGCUAAAUGGUGUUUUCAUACAAGUUUUACCAAUGUACUGCUAA